AUGGCGGUCGACAAGUCGCCCGAUAUCCUGGAACAUUUCAAGGUCGAAAAAUUAAAGGAAUGGCCCCAGCUGGACGCGGUUGCCUUGAUGGAGGAAUUAGCCAGAGAAGACAUUGAUGAAGCUGUGCAUGCAAUAUUAUUUAGAGAAAAUUAUGUUGUGAAGCGCUUGGAUACAUAUCUUAAGGAUAUAGACGCUCUUAAGGAAAGAAAAAAAGAGUUGUUACAUAAAAAGUGGACCGAAAAUGUUGCAACCCCCCUUCAGGAGAGCAUUAUAAAGAAAGUGCUUUCAUAUCGAGGGUUGAGAAAAAAGAAAGAAGAAAAUUUUGAAUAUUUUUUAAGCCACACAAGGAAAAAGGUCACAGUGCCAGCAUUUUCUGACCCUCUGUUUAAAAGCCAGCGAAAGAAGGAAGAAGAGAGGAGGGCUCAUCUGCAGUAUAAGACAGGAAGGCCUUAUUCUUCAAAGGAGUUUAAAGAACUGGAGAAGGCCAAGCAGUAUUCCAGAUUGCCCCAGUUCCCGUUUCCUUUCCAUGAUGCGGCUCCCAAGGAUCAGUCUAAAGCCUAUUUGAAGGCAGAGAGAAGCAAACUUCAGAGGAAUUACAGCCCUAAAGAUUUCUGCGCAGAAAGCAAGGAGCAGCCUGAUAAGGAGAAGAAGGGAUCCUGGGGCAGCCAGACUGCUUUCGAGCGCUCCUUCCAGGCGUCCCGGAUGGGCAGGCGGGCCCCCGACGGGAGGGGCACGAAAAUUAAAGUUGGAAAAAUAUCUUCCACAUCAUUAGCGUUCACAGUAUUUGAGGUGAUCCCGCUUGGAUCCCCAGAGCUGGGCGGAGAGAACGGGGACAUGGGAGCGGCGGAAGCGACGCGUCUGCUCGGGCUCCGUCCAGGGCGCGGGUGGACCCCCGGCCCGCGCCUCCUGAGUGGCUGCAGCCCACGGCGGCCGCAGGGCGUGGACUGGCUACAGUUUCCCCCUCCCCGAGCCCCGCACGGCGGGGCCCCGUUUCCACAUAAUACUCUGGCUAGCCCUGACGUGGAAACGGCCGCCGCACGGCCGGCCUGUGAGCGCUAA
This is a messenger RNA of Sorex fumeus (smoky shrew), 1059 nucleotides long. RefSeq names its product protein FAM228A-like. The transcript has 7 exons. NCBI's taxonomy places the organism in Eukaryota, Metazoa, Chordata, Mammalia, Eulipotyphla, Soricidae. The record is from RefSeq and is a predicted model, not a curated record. Bases 1 to 1059 code for a protein of 352 amino acids.